This is a messenger RNA of Vairimorpha ceranae, 216 nucleotides long. RefSeq lists its product as hypothetical. The record is from RefSeq and is a predicted model, not a curated record. NCBI's taxonomy places the organism in Eukaryota, Fungi, Microsporidia, Nosematidae. Bases 1 to 216 code for a protein of 71 amino acids. The transcript has a single exon.
AUGAUACUACUACAUAAAUGUCUUAUUGUGCAUUUAAAUUUUUUUUAUUAUAUCUUUGGCCAAUUUUUCUUCACACAAAAACUUUUACAUCAGAGACAAAUAAGUUUAUUUUGUUUUACCGCUAAAACUAGCCCUAUUUCAUUUCUGAUCAGAGAAGCAGGCGUGUUUGAGUGCCCAAUGUUUUCUUUUCAAAGUAUGUUUUUUAGACAGAAAUGA